Cynocephalus volans (Philippine flying lemur) is the source of this 381-nucleotide messenger RNA. RefSeq names its product late cornified envelope protein 1E-like. The record is from RefSeq and is a predicted model, not a curated record. NCBI's taxonomy places the organism in Eukaryota, Metazoa, Chordata, Mammalia, Dermoptera, Cynocephalidae. Bases 1 to 381 code for a protein of 126 amino acids. The transcript has a single exon. Gene Ontology annotation, biological process: epidermis development.
AUGUCCUGCCAGCAGAACCAGCAGCAGUGCCAGCCUCCUCCCAAGUGCACCCCCAAGUGCCCUCCCAAGUGUCCCACGCCCAAGUGCCCCCCAAAGUGUCCCCCUAAGUGCCCUCCAGUCUCUUCCUGCUGCAGUGUCAGCUCUGGGGGCUGCUGUGGCUCCAGCUCUGGGGGCUGCUGUGGUUCCAGUUCUGGGGGCUGCUGUGGCUCCAGCUCUGGGGGCUGCUGUAGCUCUGGGGGUGGUGGCUGCUGCCUGAGCCACCACAGACACCACAGGUUUCACCGCCGCCGGCACCAGAGCUCCGACUGCUGCAGCCAGCCCUCGGGGGGCUCCGGCUGCUGUGGAGCGGGGAGCGGUCAGCAGUCUGGAGGCUGCUGCUGA